GUUAUUAUAAGUGUUUAUUUUACUAGAUUGUGGCGGACAUGCAUAUAUAUUUUCGAUUACACAAACAGCCGUAACUUUAAAACAGUAUCGGGUUUAUUCUUGUAUUUCUCCAACUUUCACGGAUUAAACAAUUAAUCUUUGUUGAAUGGCUUCAAGAUUCCUACACCGGUAACGCUUCGAUAACUUGGGUAAACUGAAAAUACGCCACAAGCACGCGAACAAGGAAAAUAGAGAACAUUUAAGUUAAAAUUUAAAUGUGCAAUCUUUACAAAAGAGCUUUGUAGCUGUCGCUGGUUUUAUUCAUGAAAUCUUUCAUUUGAAUCGGCUAGCUCAAAAGCUAGCGUUAAAAGCGGUUAUUUUGAAUGUUGUUAAAAAGUAAAAGGAAGGAAUGAGUGACAAAGUUUAGUUGGAUUUUUCGAUUUUCUUUCAAGUGGCAAGGUGUCAUACAACUUCACCCUAGGUAAAAACGUUGAAAUAAAACCUGUGCUUGACCCCUCCAAGCUUCACUGAAGAGGUUUGCUUCACUGGCAUAAUAGACGGUGUUAAAACUUUAAAGGCAAUACACUCUUUUCAAAAUAACGUAGUAAAAGCGACCUACUUAAUACGGUAGUAUGAGAAGUGAACGGCUUAUUGUACCUGACCAAGUCAGUGAAACAGUGUCGCUGUGUCCUUUACCGAAUUAUGAGGAGAGACGGUCAGCUAGUUAUGUGGAUUUUGUGACAAUGAAACGAUAUAAUGAGGGGGUUAGAAUGGUUCCCUGUCUAACACCGGUGGCGUAUAGGGAUACUAUAGUCUGCUUACCAGAGUCUCAAAGAAAGAGAUAUAAAAGUCAGACAUUAUACCAACCAAUAGUGAAACCAAGGAGAUUCAGUGAUACCCUAAUAAUAUUCCCGAAAAGACCCGAGAAGAGUUAUGUGACAUGUUUGGAUUACCAUAUAGACGAGUGUAGAAGGUGGUUUAAAACCACUCUAGAAUUUAAAGCUAGGACCUACACUACAAGUAAGAUAAUCAACGAGAAAGAUGUUGACACAAGUGAUGAUGAUGCUAGUGAGGAUGAAAGCAAGGAAGAUUUGUAUAUUACGGAUGGUCCAGGGGCAUCACAAAUUUUUAUUCCAAGAUGGAAUAAGGACCGUUACGAUGAAAAUAAAAACGUGCCACGGAUUGUGAACGGAGAGUUAUUGUUAAAUGGAUUUUAGUGGAAUCUUACAAGCCAGUCCAACUCUGGAGCGAUAGUUAAUUUGUUAAAGGGUUGUGCAUAGUUCUAUUAUUGUGACGACGAAAUACGUCAUUGCAUGUUUGUGAUAAUUUUUUCGACUUCUUCAAAGUUUCGACAAAUGUUAUAUGAUAUCAAAAUAAAAUACCGCAAAUGUUCAUCGAAUAAGGUUCAAGCGUAUACGAGCUAGCACUAGUCACUUAUAAUUAACAGAUAUUUCAUUUUUGUGUGCAAAAAAAAUUAAAUAAAUACAGCAUACAUACAUGUAUGAAAACGUGUAAGUAUAAAAUCUGGAUAUAUUUGCAAAGAUGAUGAUAUGAUUGAAAACGUCUUAACAUCAUUCAGAAGUUUACUUUUGUUGACAAACAAGUUGAACUGAUUUACUUAAUUUUAUCGCCUCAGUACUUUUACCAAUCUAAAGUGAAAUCUUAAGUUCAACAGACCAUAACAACUUAAAUCUACCUGUAAAUUUUCAUUUACAUUUUACCUAUUCAUUAUUGUCUUGCACCUCUCUAGUUGUGAAAUUAAUGCAGCUGAAUUCGUAAUGAAUUGUGCUGCAUACUGCGACAUUUAUGAUGUUUUAAUUAUAUUUUAAUUACCGAGUUAUAUAUCAUUUGUUAAAUGUGCAAUAUGAUGCAUGUCCCAUGAAAUAAACUUUUUAUUAACCAGUC
Ruditapes philippinarum (Manila clam) is the source of this 1884-nucleotide messenger RNA. Its product is annotated as refilin-B-like. Lineage: Eukaryota; Metazoa; Mollusca; Bivalvia; Venerida; Veneridae. The transcript has 2 exons. Gene Ontology annotation, molecular function: filamin binding. Bases 612 to 1196 code for a protein of 194 amino acids. Gene Ontology annotation, cellular component: actin filament bundle. The record is from RefSeq and is a predicted model, not a curated record. Gene Ontology annotation, biological process: actin filament bundle organization; regulation of chondrocyte development.